GUUCAGAGGAUGUCAGCAGCUCGUCCACAGAGGCAAGAGACUUUUAAAGCGGAAAUCCAACCCACUGGAAUCACGCUGGCCUUAAGAGCACACCAGAGCUGUGGGCGAGGCUUACAGCAAAUACUCGAGCCUAUUGGAGUUUAUAUACAUCUAUUAUGUGGGAAUAUACCCAGGCCUAUCCAACUCACUGGUACGGAAGCCGACUGGAGACUUUGUCGUAGAGGAAGUGUUUAUUUUUUCGACUUUAGGGGAGAAACUGCUGAAUUGAACCAGCUUAAGGUUUUUUGGAGAACGUUGGAGAGUCCGCUGAAUUUCAGAGGAGCGCAGCUCAUCUAGCGGCAGCAAGUUUAUGUUUUUAUUUCAUCGUAAUGUGGUGAUCUGGCAUUGUCAAUUAAAUGUAGUUUGUCAGUGUGUCACGCUUUUGUACAUUUUAUUGUCCAUGACCGUGCGCCGUAGCCUACUUAAGCAUCUGACAGAUUUCUCUCCGGAUCAGUUCUGCUAGCCAAUUUCUGCAAUGAAGUCCAGCCGUUGCCGACGGAUCUUUGUGUUCUGCUUAUUUAUUUUCUGCAGCUGAAUAAUUGCUAAGCUAUAACCAGCCAUGCCCGAGCCUCUAUUGUCUCAUUACAGGAUGGAAUGCAAGUUUUGCGUUGCACUGCGCCACACUAUUCGGUUUUAUACAUGCCCGGCGUUGCUCGUUGGCUGUUAGCGUUUGCUCUUUUUAAUUUGACAUUAAACGCACCAAGAGAGCAAUGCGUGAGUAUAAAGUAGUGGUCCUCGGGAGCGGUGGAGUCGGGAAGUCCGCUCUGACGGUACAGUUUGUCACCGGAACAUUCAUCGAGAAGUACGACCCGACAAUCGAGGAUUUUUACCGCAAGGAGAUAGAGGUGGAUUCCUCCCCCUCUGUGCUGGAGAUCCUUGACACAGCUGGAACGGAGCAGUUUGCCUCUAUGCGGGAUCUCUACAUCAAAAACGGCCAGGGCUUCAUACUAGUAUACAGCCUUGUCAACCAGCAGAGCUUCCAAGACAUCAAGCCAAUGAGAGAUCAAAUAAUCAGAGUGAAAAGGUAUGAGAGAGUGCCGGUGAUCCUGGUGGGGAACAAGGUGGACCUGGACAACGAGCGGGAGGUGUCGUCAAGCGAGGGCCAGGCACUGGCCGAAGAGUGGGGCUGCCCCUUCAUGGAGACCUCGGCCAAAAGCAAGACCAUGGUGGACGAACUGUUUGCCGAGAUUGUCAGGCAGAUGGACUACGCCUCUCUGCCGGACAAGGAGGACCCGUGCUGUUCUUCCUGCAAUAUACAAUAGCUCUCCUCCCCUCAUCUGCAGGGUCUAGGGUUAUGCUGAUAAGCGUGGAGGAGAGGGUGACCUUUUUUUUUUAAUCACCAUUAAAGAAAUCACAUUCCAUCAAAUGACACAAGACCAGACAAGAGUGUUGCAAUUGCCUUGCGAUCUCAACAGAGAUGGAGAGAGAGAAAGAGAGAGAGAAAGAGAGAAAGAGAGAGAGAGAGUGCAAUAAUUGCUGUUGGUUGUCACUUGCCAAGUUUACUCCAUAGAUGCACGUCAGCCGCAGCAAUGUUCCGUCUGAUUUCUCACCCUUUCAUUUUGAUGUUUGAAAUGAAGCCAAGUGGUCAAAGCAAAUAACUCACAUGAAUUGGGUCAAUAAUAUGCCUGAUCAUGAGACAAUUGUUUCUCCUGCCCCUGUUGGUUUUGCCACUUGACCUAUAAAUUGGUUAGUAUCAUCCAGUGUUAAUUACAGAAACUCUGUCUUGUGCCAUUCGAGCCCUGUGAGGUUGACGUCCAGUUCCGUCACCCCAGUGACAUCUUAAGGAUUGUGAAGUCCAGUCUUAUCCAAAAGGUUGGUGAGUGACUUUGAGUGGUUUUGAGUGCUGGGUGUCACCGAGGAGGACCAUUCAAGGCCCAAUAAAGUGCUCAGGGGCAUUUACUAAAACUCAUCAGGGAAUCAAGCUGAAUGCUGGAAUGAGCUUGAUUAG
Alosa alosa (allis shad) is the source of this 1987-nucleotide messenger RNA. RefSeq names its product RAP2A, member of RAS oncogene family b (gene rap2ab). Lineage: Eukaryota; Metazoa; Chordata; Actinopteri; Clupeiformes; Clupeidae. Gene Ontology annotation, biological process: negative regulation of cell migration; Rap protein signal transduction. The record is from RefSeq and is a predicted model, not a curated record. Bases 750 to 1301 code for a protein of 183 amino acids. Gene Ontology annotation, molecular function: GTPase activity; GDP binding; GTP binding. The transcript is spliced from 2 exons. Gene Ontology annotation, cellular component: plasma membrane.